UUAUUUCCCUUCACGACUUUAUUCCUUUAGAAAGGCCCUAAAAUAUAUAUUCUGCCACUUUGCAAAACGCUUCACAAACAAUUCUACAUAGCGGCGGUGACAAAGGCAUCUCUACACCACCUUGUUCGCUAUCAAAUUUCCCUAUUUUCGUUAGCACGGUGUGAGAUGGCAGGAAGGAAUCGCAUUCCUCGGGAAGCAUUUGAUAACCGACGGGGCUAUCCUGCAGAAGGACAUAUUGCCCGGGUUCCUAUGCCUCGACCCAUGCCUCAUCCUGCCUUGUUGGAGGAAGAACUUGAAAUUCAACAUGUUGAAAUACGCAGACUUUUGGGUGAAAACCGGAGACUGGUUGAAGAUCGAAUUGCUCUGCAACGUGAAUUGGGUGCUGCGAAGGAGGAACUUCAUCGCAUGAAUAUUGCAAUAGGUGAUAUUCAGGCGGAGCAUGAAAUUCGCUCUAGGGAACUAAUUGAAAGGGGUUUGAAGCUGGAAGCAGAUCUUCGAGCUGCUGAACCUCUGAAAAAUGAGGCUAAACAACUCCGUGCUGAAGUUCAGAGGCUUAAUAUUAUUAAGCUGGAUCUCUCUGGCCAGGUACAGACCCUCACCAAAGAUCUUACCAAGCUACAAGCUGAUAGCCAACAGAUUCCCCAUUUAAGGGCUGAGAUUGAUGGACUGCAUCAGGAGCUUUUGCGCGCUAGGUCUGCUAUUGAGUAUGAGAAUAAGGCUAAAGUUGAACUCAUGGAUCAGAGACAGGCAAUGGAGACAAACUUGGUCACUAUGGCACGCGAAGUUGAGAAGCUACGUGCUGAGCUUUCUGGUUCUGAUGGUAGAGCAUGGGCUGCAGAUGAAAGCUGGAAGCUUGGUUCAAUGAUGUGCUUUUACCUCUAUCUGGCUGCCUUUAUGCUAUGGGAAGAUAUUUUUGGUACAAAGUUGGGCUGUGACCUGUUGGCUGUGGGAGCUGUAUACGGUUAAGUUGGAUGUUUUGUGGCAUAAUCGUUCAGUUUACUUGGCUGAUAUCUUUGUCCCUCAGGGAUCCUUGGCUGGCCUGAUUCUUUCUUUUCUGAUAAUGAUAAAGAAGGGGUCUAGGGAGUUCAUGACGAUCUGAUCUAAGACGAUCUGAAUUGGGGUAUUUCUGAAUGAUACUGAAUAGGAAGUUCGUAAGCAAUCCAAUUUACAUCCACUUGGGAUUGAACUUAAGGGUGUUCUUAUGAUUGGGAGGAGCUUGACUGGGAAUCAGCCCACAUCUUGCCAUCCUGCAUUAACGAAAUCAAUACCCAUUAGUUGUCGCAUUACAUAAAAUUCAAAUGGACAGGAGGUGCCAUGCUGUUAUAGCAGCGCGUAGACAUGGGUUUGACAUUUUUAUGCUCCCAGAGGUUGUGCUUAUGAGCAGCAACAUAUAGUUGCGCAUGCCAAAGCGGGAUUCUAACAGUGAGGGUAUCGGAAAAGCAGCUUGAUGGAUUGUGCGACAGCUGGUAGCGUCACUUUUUAUCGCUGGAAGUUAAGGUUCUUUAGUCUUCAAGUACGUUGUUCCUUGAGAGAUGGGACAUGAUAGCAAAAUCACAGAAUAACAUGGGACAUACAUGAUACGGAAAUAUGGGGACACAUAUGCAAGGGUCGACUUCCUUAAGGUAGUUGCAUGACCCGAUCGUCACUGAUUCGUAUACAAUGAUGAAACUGGAUUAGCUGUGUUCGCAAUGGCAUGUUAGGUUCACCUAAAUCCAGUUUCAACCAAUUACAGCAUAUUCUUUCUUGUCUUCUUUGAGAUUGUUUGUUGCCUUCUCUUCAUUUUUUUGUUUUUUGUUCUUUUAGGGGAGAUGAUUGAGUUUGGUAUCUGAAUGUUAGAAUAAGUUAAAUGAACUCGUACGAGGAUCCUUUACAUUAAUUAAUGGGUAAUAUAGCAAGGAAUAAUCCUUCCUCUGACAA
This is a messenger RNA of Lycium ferocissimum, 1917 nucleotides long. RefSeq names its product protein FLX-like 3. The transcript has 4 exons. NCBI's taxonomy places the organism in Eukaryota, Viridiplantae, Streptophyta, Magnoliopsida, Solanales, Solanaceae. The record is from RefSeq and is a predicted model, not a curated record. Bases 166 to 966 code for a protein of 266 amino acids.